Molecule: messenger RNA, 9486 nt
Organism: Paracoccidioides lutzii Pb01
Product: vacuolar protein sorting-associated protein
Exons: 4
Coding region: 1-9486 (3161 amino acids)
Biological process (GO): mitochondrion organization; late endosome to vacuole transport; protein retention in Golgi apparatus
Cellular component (GO): extrinsic component of membrane
Source: RefSeq, a predicted model, not a curated record
AUGUUGGAAGGCUUGGUUGCCAACCUGUUAAACAGGUUCCUGGGCAUGUACGUCAAAAAUUUCGAUGCAGGACAACUUAAUGUCGGAAUUUGGUCUGGCGACGUGAAACUACGAAACCUUGAACUGCGGAAGGAAGCUCUGGACCAACUCCGUCUUCCCUUAAAUGUCGUUAAAGGCCAUCUUGGAGAACUUACAUUAUCGAUUCCAUGGUCAAAUUUAAGGGGAAAACCGGUGAAGGUCGAUAUACAAGAUGUCUUUCUUCUCGCAGCACCCAAGGAAGAUGCCACCUACGACCCGGAGGAGGAGAGACGACGACAGCAUACGAUCAAGAUGGAAAAGCUCGAAAGCGCGGAAAUACUGAAGGAACAACAGAAUAUCGAUGGGAUGUCACAAGAGGAACGAUUAAAAAACCAGAGCUUUACUCAAAGUCUGACGACUGCGAUUAUCGACAAUUUACAGGUGGUCAUCAAGAACGUGCAUUUCCGCUAUGAGGAUUCCAUAGCUGCACCCGGACAUCCUUUUGCCUUGGGUAUCACCGUCAAGGAGCUCAGCGCUGUCAGCACAAAUGGUGAAUGGAAACCAACGUUUGUACAGUCUACCUCAGGGACAAGCCAUAAAUUGGCUGUUCUUGAAGCUCUCGCGAUUUAUUGGAAUACAGACGUUGAGCUAUUUGGCUCCGGGUCUGGGGGUGACGCUGAAGCCAUGGGCCUAAAUCAUGCGGAGUUGAUGCAUAAACUGAGGACCUCUAUCGAAGAAGGAGAAAAUAACCAGUUCAUACUGAAGCCAGUGAGCGGCAGAGCGGGUCUCGAGAUAGAUAAAACCGGACGGUCAGAUCGACCGAGAAUCAAGGCGAGGCUUCUUUUCGAUGAACUUGGCUUCGUCCUCGAUGACAAUCAGUACCGUGACGCUCUGAUGCUUGUUGAUCUCUUCCACUAUUUUAUUAGGCAUCAAGAGUACAAGCAGUACCAACCUAAAGUCAGGCCCAAAGAAGACCCCAGAGCUUGGCUACAGUUCGCUGCAAAUUCUGUUCUAAGCAAAAUCCAUGAACGGAAUCAGCGCUGGACGUGGGAUUAUAUACGACAGCGAAGAGAUGACCGAAUUGCGUAUAUCAAGUGUUUUAAAAUGAAAAAGAGAGAGGAAGUCAUGUCACAAAGUGAUGCUGCGGAGCUUACUCGCCUGGAAGAGAAACUCUCUUAUGAGGACCUCAGAUUCUGGAGAUCGUUAGCCCGAAACCAAUUGAGAAAGGAGAAUGUUGGGAUUAAAAAAGUUGUCAAACCCCAAACUUGGUCUGAAUGGAUGUGGGGAACCAAGAAGCAAGAGGAGAGCACGACAAUGACAGAAGAGCAGAAACGGGAGCUUUAUGAUGCAAUCGACUGGGACGAGAAAAAGGCUGUCGCUGAGAGCAUCGACCUCCCGAGAGAUUCCGUGAAGUUCCAGGUAGAUUCCAGCCUUAAAACUGGCAGCUUUACUUUGAAACGAAAUUCUCAAGGAAAAGCAAAUGAGGUUCUGAAAUUAGUCUUUGAUAAUUUCCGGGCGAAGGCGAAGCAACGACCCGAUUCCUCUGUCAUAGACAUUGACCUGGGCGGUCUUCGACUAUACGAUGGGACGACUAAAGGGACGCGUUUCCCACAAAUAGUUCGAGUCAAGGAUAGACACCCGGAGCCUGAGGAUGAGCAAUACGGCAAGGCAGAAAAUCAAGAUCUUGAAGCACAGGAGGAAGAUGCUCUCGGUUUGGAUGAUAGCCUGUUCCAUUUCCAGGUAGAAAGGAACCCUCUUGACGGCAGCGCAGAUUCCGCUAUCAAAAUGAAGCUGAAGAGUAUCGAGAUCAUUUACAACCCCGCGGUUCUAGUUGAAGUAGUUAGAUUUUUUCGACCCCCUGAGAGACACAUGGAGUCAAUUGGUGCCUUGCUUGAAACUGCAGGGGCCACUGUUGAGGAGAUUCGGCAACAAACCCGAGCAGGUUUGGAGGUGGCACUGGAGGAGCAUAAGACAAUCAAUGCCCAGCUUGAUAUCUAUGCACCUCUGAUCAUAGUCCCUGAAAGCAUCACAACAGAGAGCACCGUGUGUUUGAUUGUCGAUGCCGGUCAUGUCAGUGUUACCAGUGAAUUGGUAUCCAAAGAAACUCUCAAAGAUAUCCAGAACAAACAUACAAAGCAAUUCAGCGAGCAAGACUACAGGCAACUCGAAAGCCUGAUGUAUGAUAAGUUCCUCCUGAAGUUGGAUUCUACCCAAGUCCUCAUUGGUCCUGGAAUCGAGGCUACCAAAGCACAACUAACCUCCGGUAUCGCAUCAAAAAAUUUCCAUAUCAUCGACCGUAUCAAUAUGGAUUUUAUGCUUGAGUUAUGCAUCCUUCCGAAAUCCACGGACCUUACGCGAACUCGAGUCUCGGGGCAUUUGCAGGAAUUGCACGCUUCUAUAUCUGAUAAGAAGUAUAAAAAUCUCAUGAAGUUAAUCGACAUUGCGGUGCCUCAUAUAGACGAGCAACCCAAAACCAGCUCUAAGCCACAGGAGAGCUUAAGACCAAGGGCUGGGACGACUGCAUCGAACAGGAGACGUAGAUCAUCGUCUUUUCAACUGACCCGUCCCAAGGAGUUCCCUGUCGAUGAUAUGGAUUUGGAUGUCGAAGAGUCGCGUAGGCAGGCCGUUGAGAAGGGGCCUACAAAGCCUACGAAUAUCAAUCAUCGGACUUUUGAAUUCAAAUUUACCGUUGACACACUUCGAGGAUCGCUUUAUCGCUCUGACCCUCAUGACGAAAGUACCGAUAAAUUGCUGGCCGAACUAGUGGCGAAACAUUUCCAUUUAGACUAUUAUCUUCGCCCAUACGAUAUGGUUGCGCAAAUUCUCCUGAACUCUCUUAGUGUUGAUGACUAUAUUGAGGAUUUCCCGGCUCCCGAGUUCAAACAAAUCAUAUCUUCCAAAGGCUUCGAUGCAAACGAAGAAAGGGACCUAGUCAAUCUUAAAUUUGUCCGUGUCAAUCCAAAUUCGCCAGAGUUUAUGUCGACCUAUGAUGGAACAGAAAUAAAUUUAGAUCUUUCCAUCUCCACAAUUAAUCUCGUCGUCACAAGGAAGACGCUUCUUACGCUCUUGGAUUUUGUCCUUGUUACAUUUACAAACCCAGAUAACAAGGAUAACACCAAUAUACAGAAGCAAGUUGAAGUGGACACGCCAUUGCCGAAGGAUCACAAGGACGAACGGAAACAGACGGAUACAGGGAAAAUCCGUAUUAAAUCGAAACUGGAGAGAGUUGUUCUCAUCCUCAAUGACGACGGAAUCAGGCUUGCUACACUAAGUUUAAAUACGGCCGAUGUUGGCAUCUUCUUAAUUGACCCAACAAUGCGAAUUGAGGCCCGAAUAGGGAGUUUGACGCUCUUUGAUGAUAUCAAUGGUACCCAUUCGACGGCUCGGAGGCUAAUGAGUAUCGAGGGAGAUGACUUCGCAGAUUUUAAAUACCAGACAUUUGAUCCCGAAUCUGGGGAUUAUCCUGGAUAUAACUCUGAGGUGUUUCUACGUUCUGGAUCGAUUAAAAUAAAUUUCAUUGAGGGCCCUUAUCAAAAAAUCGUCGGAUUCUUGGUCAAAUUUGGAAAAAUGCAGGCGAUUUUUAAUGCUGCACGUCAAGCUGCAGCCAACCAGGCAAACCAGAUCCAGGAAACCGCUUCGCUUAUGCGCUUUGAUGUUAUCGUUAAAACACCAAUCCUUGUAUUCCCUCGAAUCACUGAGGAAGAUAGGCCCCGAGAUUUUGUGACUGCACAUUUGGGAGAAAUAUACGCUAAUAACAAGUUCAGCCCCCUUAAUGAAGAAAGAAGUAGCCCAAGCGUUAACGUGAUCUCAGCUGGAGUUAGACAUAUUCGGCUAACUUCGAACCUCUGGUAUGAGGAUGAUUAUUGCGAAGAAUUACAGAUGAUUGAGAAGGUGGACCUAGAUUUUAACAUUCUCUACCUUGACCACCAGGCAGGCGUGCCUCGUCCGGAUAUUGAAGUUGAUGGGUCAAUGUCUCCCAUCAACCUUCGAAUUUCUCAACCGCAGCUUAAAUUCUUAUUAGAGUUGUCCAGAACGAUCCCAGCAGCUCUGAUGCAAGAUCAAGACCUUGAAGAGGAAGAGGCGAUUGAGUCCCUUCCACCCUCCGCCACGGAGUCAGCAAUCUUGGCCACCCCUGGGGCCGGUGAAGAUGCAAGCCAGAAGUCACAUCAAACCAACAACGGUAUAUUUGAGUCAGAACCGUGGAUACGGCUUGACAUGGUAUUCCGGGUCGAAACAAUCGGCUUAGAGCUAAUUCUCGCGAAAGAUGGUCAGCCAGUUGGUCCUUUGGAUGAAGCAAGUUUGUCUAAAUUUUUCCUGAACAAUACAAAUGUCAAGCUUCGAAUGAUCAGCGACGGCUCACUUGAGUCUGAACUCCUUGUCCACUCAUUUAACAUUCGGGAUAGUCGAACCAGAGAAACAAAUCGCUUCCGCAAAAUCAUGUCUCUGAUCAAUACGGAUGUCCAGCAGCAGUUUAUGGCCAGUGUAUCGAUCUCUGGCGGUCAAGACAAGCACCUUAUCGCGAUGCUUACUAUUGAUAGCCCAAGGAUUAUUUUUGCUUUGGACUACCUGUUCGCAUUACAAUCAUUUGCAACCGCGGCUUUUGCGACCGACGAAGUACCUGCAAUCGACCACGAGUUGGACGAGUCAGAGGAUAUGGAAUCGGAAAUCCCAUCUCCUGGUAUUCCAAUGAAACCCACUCCCUCUUCGUCCAACAAUGGAUCAAAUGCUAUGACAUUUUCUUUCGGAGUCAACGUAGUUGAUGCCCAAAUGAUUUUAGUGGCCAAUCCAACCAUUGCCAACACUGAAGCGAUAGUUUUAGGUUCAAAGCAAUUAAGGUUUGCACAGCAGAAUGCCUCAACGCUAGAAAUGACCAAAAUCGGCAUGUUCCUCUGCCGAAUGGACAAAUUUGAGACCAACCGACUUCGAGUGCUAGACGACUUCGCGAUUGCUCUUUCCAUGGAUACGAAGUCCAAAGGGAAAUGCUCCUCAAUGACAAGAAUCGACGUACACGUUGACCCCUUGGUUCUUCGAUUAUCGCUCCGAGAUAUUCUGCUCGCGAUUCAAAUUAUGAACAAGACCUCUGAGAUGAGGAAUACAGGAGGUGAACAAGAAGAUUCCGAUUCGAAGAGCACCAAGGAUCAGAAGUCUAUAAAGUCUGCCCGACCAAGACCUAUCGGAGGCAGACCCUCUUCUUCUCUUGUUGUCAGCACGGGUUCACAACAUCCAUCCGUGGAUACGGACAAAACUCAACAGUCAAUAAUCAUGAAACGAGAGGAAAUGACCGCCCUGGUUGAUGGUAUUAGAGUAAUCCUUAUCGGAGACUUGCACGAGUUACCGCUGCUUGAUUGGAGUGUCAAAGAAUUCAAGAUGGAUGUUCGAGACUGGUCUGGCAAUAUGAGUGCCGAUACCUCAGUUGACACCUUUCUCAACGUUUACAACUUUUCCAAGUCAGCUUGGGAGCCGCUGAUUGAGCCAUGGAAAUUUGGGUUCCACAUGGCGAAGGAAAUGAAUCCCGAUCUUCUCUCAAUCGAAGCUUUUUCGCAUAAAAACAUGGAGCUCACUAUUACGUCUGCAACUAUCGCUUUGGCUUCAAAAUCGUUCCAGUUCCUAUCUACGGAUGAAGAUGUCUUGUCAAAACCUCAGGGAGCAGAUGCCCCUUAUAGGUUACGGAAUUAUACCGGGUUUGACCUUAGAGUUUGGGCUGAUGUUGGAAAAAGCGGAGAAGGGCCCGCAGUAAUGCUACACGACGGCGAAGAAUGCCCCUGGAGAUUCGAAGACGCAACCACCAUGAGGGAAAAUCUCUUGCCAGAAGGCACAGCUGGCAUGGUGGGAGUAAAGCUUGAAGGCAGUGGAUUCGACACAAUUAACAGGAUCCCUGUUAUUCGGGAAAGGGAAACGCUAUACAACUUAAAACCGAAACAAGACAAAGUGCUCCACAAGCUUCUCAUUGAAGUUAGGCUCGCGGCCGACAAUGUUAAGUAUAUAACUUUCCGUUCACCACUGCUCGUUGAGAACAAAACACAGAUUCCAGUGGAGCUGGGUGUUUUCAGUCCCGAGGAUGGUCACCUCCUAAAGAUUGAAAAGAUACCACCUGGAGAUGCCCGACCUGCUCCUGUAGGAGCUGCAUAUAUGCAUUCUUUAGUUAUACGGCCUGACGAGGGGUUCGGGUAUGACUGGUCUAACGAAAGGCUAUUCUGGAGGGAUUUAUUAAAGAGGCCUACUCGAACUCUUAAGUGCAACAGCGAAAACGGGCAACAGGCACCGCCGUUCUACUUCCAAAUGAGUGCAAACUUUGAUAUCAAGGAUCCUAUUCUUAAUGUUUAUCCAUAUAUGCGCAUUCGUGUCUCCGCUCCCAUCGAAAUCCAGAACCUUCUCCCCUACGACUUCAAGUACCGCAUCUAUGACAAAAGUACGCGGAAAGAUUGGACAAAUUUUCUUCGCAAAGGUGGUAUUAGUCCAGUACAUGUUGUCGAACUGUCACAUCUCCUACUACUCAGCAUUGAUAUGCAAGACACCGCCUUCAGAAACUGCGAGUUUGCUAUAAUAAAUGGGAAUGCACAAGAAGACUUUCGGAGAGAAUCGAUUCUUAGAAUCCAGGAUGACCGCGGCACGGAAUUGAAACUUGGGCUGCAUUAUUUUUCUGUCCCGGAUAGUGGCGGAGCGUUCAAGGUUUCGAUAUUCAGCCCGUAUCUUAUUUUGAAUAAGACAGGUUUAGAUCUUAACCUUCAGAGCAAGAGCAUGUUCCAAUCAACAAAGUCCGCUGGACAAGCUAUCAGGACCGAUGGACGGAGUGGAGUUCGCAGGGCGCUGCCAUACAUGUACUCGUAUGCUACAAGCGAUCGCAGAAACAGGUCGAUUCUACGAGUGGAAGGCUCUUCCUGGAGCAAACCGCAAAGUUUUGAGGCUAUUGGGAGUACUUUUGAAGUCAUUCUGCCCUCUUCAAAUGGAAGGGCCGAGUACCAUGCUGGUGUUUCCGUCGAGGAGGGCGAAGGAAAGUACAAACUGACUAAAGUGGUCACUGUUGCACCUCGCUUCAUCCUGAACAACAAAUUGAACGAGGAUCUGAUCGCUCGCGAACCCAGUUCCUCAACUGUGAUCAGCCUCAGGGCGGGCGAUUUGGUACCGCUUCAUUUCUUACGACAUGCUCCCGAAAAGCAACUCUGCCUUUGUUUCCCCGGUGUAAAUAACCAGUGGUCAUCUCCUUUCAAUAUCUCGGAUCUUGGAACCGUUUAUGUAAAGUUGGCCAAGGCGAAUCAACGCCAAAGACUCAUACGAGUAGAAGUACUCAUGGAAGCAGCCACAAUAUUUCUUCAUAUCACCAGUGAAACCCGGCAUUGGCCUUUCUCCAUGCGCAAUGAAAGUGACACGGAAUUUGUGUUUUUCCAGGCUAAUCCUAAUCUAGAUGAGGAUGAGGACUAUCGGGAAACAGGAUGGCGUCCAAUCCGGUAUCGCCUCCCCCCUAGAAGUGUCAUGCCCUACGCAUGGGACUAUCCAGCCGCCAAAAGCAAGUCUCUUGUUCUGCUGUGUCGUGGCAAAGAACGGCAUAUCAAACUAGCGGAAAUCGGAAACUUGAUUCCAAUGAAAGUGCCUCCAUUAGAAGAAUACGGUCCAUCAAAGAUUAUUGAUCUUAAUAUCUCGGCAGAGGGCCCUACGCAGACCCUGCUUCUGUCAAACUUCAAGCCUUCCAAGAGUAUGUAUCGCCAACAACAUUCCCUAUCCUCUCAGAGCAGCCUCUCCUCCGGUUUUGAAGUGAAAGACAUCAAGUCCGACAUCACUCUUAAGACGCAGCUUCGAUUAGGUGGUAUUGGAAUAUCCUUGAUCAACCAGAAAAUGAAAGAAUUGGUUUACUUCACCUUCAGGGAUAUCGAGUUCAGAUUUAGUGAGUCAAAACUAUACCAGACCGUUAAUACAACAAUAAAAUGGAUCCAGGUCGACAACCAACUAUACGGAGGUAUCUUUCCCAUGUUACUCUAUCCUAGCGUUGUUCAGAAAACUGGUAAAGAAAUGGAGGCACAUCCAAUUUUCCACGCCAAGGUUACCCGUGUUAAAGACGACUCAUAUGGUGUGCUGUAUAUCAAAUAUGCAACGGUACUCUUGCAGCAAAUGACUUUGGAACUUGACGAGGACUUCAUUUUUGCAAUGUUGGAUUUCGUUAAAGUCCCUGGCGCGUCGUGGUCUGAGGAAAAGGAAGGAAGGCUCUGCGAUGAAGAUCUCGAUAUCCCGGAGCCACAAGCGGAGGAUCAUGGAAAUGAUGUCUAUUUUGAAGUAUUGCAUCUCCAACCUAUGCAGUUAGAUCUCUCCUUCGUGCGCACCCAACGUGUGAACGUGGAGGAUACGAUGGAGUCAUCCAAUCCACUCAUGUUUUUCGUCAAUGUCAUGACAAUGUCCAUAGGGAAUGUGAAUGAUGCUCCUGUCCGAUUAAACGCUUUGAUGCUGGAGAAUGCGAGAGUAUCUAUGACUGCGCUGCUUUCCAGCAUCACAAACCACUAUACCCAGGAAUUUAUCCGCCAAAUUCACGUUGUCCUUGGUUCUGCAGAUUUCUUAGGAAAUCCUGUGGGGCUGUUUAACACGGUCAGCUCAGGUUUCGUUGACAUCUUCUAUGAACCAUAUCAGGGACUUGUCAUGACGGAUCGACCACAUGAACUGGGCAUUGGAAUUGCAAAAGGGGCUACAAGUUUCGUCAAAAAGUCCGUUUUUGGACUUUCGGAUAGCAUGGCUAAAUUUACCGGAAGCUUGUCAAAAGGCCUGGCGGCCGCUACCCUCGAUAAAGAAUUCCAAGAUCAACGACGAAUGGCACGAACCCGUAAUCGGCCUAAGCACGCACUGUACGGUGUCACGUCUGGUGGAAAUGCCUUUGCCCAAAGUAUGGCCAGUGGUAUAGGAGGCCUCGCACGCCAUCCUCUAGAAGGCGCCGAAAAGGAAGGGCUCCAGGGCUUUAUAAAAGGAGUAGGAAAAGGGGUUUUAGGGCUCGCGACAAAGCCUGCUCUAGGUGCUUUUGAUCUUGCCUCUAAUCUCGCUGAAGGAGUUCGGAACACUACCACUGUUUUUGAUUCUGGAGGGUUAGAACGCGUCCGGCUUACCCGAUUCAUCGGCAUGGAUGGAAUUGUUCGGCCUUAUUCACAACGGGAAGCACUUGGCCAAUUCUGGCUCAAAACUACAGACGAUGGCAAAUACUUCAACGAAGACUAUCUCGCGCAUCUCGAGUUUCCGGGAAAGGACAUGUUUAUCAUGCUAACGUAUAACCGAAUUAUGCUUAUUCGAUCUAAAAGGUUGACGGCGGAGUGGGAUAUCAAGUUAACCGAUAUUCAAACCAUCUCCAAGGAGAGGACAGGAAUGGGUAUCACUCUCAAGGGUGGUGCAAAUGGUCCAUUUAUACCCGUCCAGGAUGAGAGCGCCAGAAAUUGGCUAUAUAAGCAAAUUGCGAUUGCUGUAAAUGCGUUUAAUGAGAAGUACAGUGCAAAAGGAUAA